Penicillium robsamsonii is the source of this 1320-nucleotide messenger RNA. RefSeq names its product Amino acid transporter transmembrane. NCBI's taxonomy places the organism in Eukaryota, Fungi, Ascomycota, Eurotiomycetes, Eurotiales, Aspergillaceae. The record is from RefSeq and is a predicted model, not a curated record. The transcript has 6 exons. Gene Ontology annotation, molecular function: amino acid transmembrane transporter activity. Bases 1 to 1320 code for a protein of 439 amino acids. Gene Ontology annotation, cellular component: vacuolar membrane. Gene Ontology annotation, biological process: amino acid transmembrane transport.
AUGGAGAAAGACAUGGAGAAGGAUAUGGAGAAAGUCAUGGAUGUAGAGAAGUCACAAGAUCCGUUUGCCGGAGAAGUUGUUGGUGGAGUGCGUUACAGGAGUAUGAAAUGGUGGAACUGUGCAAUCUUGAUGAUUGCUCAGUCUGUCUCAUUGGGAGUUCUCUCCCUCCCAUCGUCGAUGGCAGUCUUGGGUUUGGUCCCUGGCUGUAUCAUUAUUGUUGGGAUCGGAGCUUUGACAACCUACACUGGAUAUGUUGUCGGCCAAUUCAAACUGCGAUACCCUCAAAUUCACAACAUGGCAGAUGCCGCAGAUAUCUUAUUCGGCGCCUGGGGUCGCGAGAUCGUUGGAGUCGCCCAGGUUAUGUGUUUCAUUUUCCUUAUGGGCGCUCAUGUGUUGACAUUCUCUAUCAUGAUGAACACUCUUACUGAACACGGCGCUUGUACCAUCAUUUUCUGUCUGGUGGGAACCGUCCUCUGCUUCAUCCUAACCCUGUCAAGGCGCAUGGAGGAAGUUUCAUAUCUGGGCAUUAUCUCCUCGCUAUCAAUCUUCACCGCCGUAGUGAUCACCAUGAUCGCUGUUGGCAUUGAAGCACCCGAUCCCAGAGCAUAUGCUAUUACCCACCCAUCUCUGAUUAACGGCUUUUCCGCUACACUUAACAUUGUCCUUGCUUAUUCUGGCCAUAUGUCAUUUUUCAGCUUCCAGUCGGAGCUGGAAGAUCCACGUGACUACCCCAAAGCGCUGAUUGCCUUCCAAGCAACGGACACAUCGCUGUAUCUCGUGACUGCCCUCGUCAUUUACCGAUAUGCCGGGCCGGAUGUCCUCAGCCCCGCCCUGCUGAGUGCGAGUGAAAUCGUUUCGAAGGUUGCAUUCGGCAUUUCCAUCGGUACGAUCGUCAUUGCUGGAGUGGUCAUUUGUCACGUCGGUGCAAAGACCAUUUACGUGCGGCUGUUCCGUGGCACCCACAUGAUGAGCGAGAGGUCUUUCCGUUCAUAUGGCAGUUGGGUGCUGAUCACUUUCCUCAUGUGGGUUAUCGCCUGGGUGAUCGCACUCGCGAUCCCUGUGUUCAACGAUCUGCUCAACAUGAUCGCGGCGGCAUUCUGCAGCUGGUUUUCUUUCGGUCUGGAGGGCCUCUUUUGGUUGAAGAUGAACCGCGGACGGUACUUUUCAAGCAAACGAAAGAUCGCUUUAACUGCACUUAACGUCUUUCUUGUUGCCCUGUGUUGCCUGAUUUGUGGCAUGGGUCUUUGGGCCACAGGAACGAGCAUUCGGGUCAAUGCGCAGGCUGCACAAAAACCUUUCUCCUGCGCAUCCAAUGCCUAG